GAGGGGGCGAGCGCUGCCUCCUCCGCCCCUGCGGGAGCUGCGCUGGCCGCGCUGCUUCCGGGCCGGGCCGCGGCCAUGGCGACGCGCGCCAGGAAGGCCGUGUACCCGCUGUUCCAGCUGGGUGGCCCCCAGCUGCGGAUCUUCCGGCCCAACUUCUUCAUGCUGGCGGUGCGGCCCGGCGUGCCGCAGCCCGAGGACACCGUCCAGUUCCGCGUCUCCAUGGAAAUGACAAAAGUGGAUAUCAAGAAUUACCUUGAAAAAAUAUACAACGUGCCAGUAGCUGCUGUGAGAACAAGGAUACAGUAUGGUGCAAAUAACAAGAGGAAUCACAAGAAUCAGAGAGUGAAAAAGCCAGAUUACAAGGUCGCCUAUGUACAACUGUUCUCAGGGUGUAAUGUCUUGGCUGUUUUGAAUCAUGUCUGGCUGCCAGCCAAAAUCAGAAUUUCUUCACAAAACAAGAGCUGGAAAGAACCAAGUUGUCUACGCUGAUUUUGAUUUAUUAGAAGACUCCAGAUACAGAUUGACAUUUUCAGCUUAAUAUUUGACUUUCUCCAGUCUUCAAAUGACUAAAAGGUUUGUCUGGUUUCACUACAUGCUCUGUGCAUAUAUUUUUUUUGUUCCACCCCCCUUUAAAAUAAUAACUGUUUUGCAAUGCUUAGUGAAUUACCGUGGAUCUUGUUAGUGUGCUUUAGGGACAACUUUCCUUCAUUCUCCAAUAAGGGAAGUACAUUGGUGUUGGAAGGAUACCAGAAUGGAAGUGCUGCAUAACAAGAACAGUCCCUUACUACACUGUUACCAUUAUAAAUAGUUCUCAAAUUUUCAGUGUAGGUGGUAUGCCUAUCAUGUUAGCCUGAAUUGUUUUUGGAUUUGUUUAAUUAAAAUGGCUUCCACUCCAGGGCAGAUGAACCCUUACAAUUGGCUGUGUCUGUUCUAUAGGUACCACAAGGCUGAAUGACCCACCUGCAGUGCAAUUAAAGCAUAGUAAUUUUUUGUAAUAUAAACAAAUUAUUUUCCAAGUGAUUCAGUGUGCUGAAAUCUUGGGCAGUGCUUGGCCUCAAGGGUGGUUGCUGCUGAUCCUGCUACAGGAAGAGUUUCAGUAGGCUUUGGGAUUGCUCAAGGACAUUCAUAAGGCCAGUUUAUGUGCCUUGAAAUGGAACUAUGCUUCAACUGUCAUAGGACAGCUAUUAUAAGCAUACCUGCUGGUAAUUUAAAGGUACAAAAGAGUUGAAAGCAUGGAGUGUACACAGUGGAAAGGAAAACCUUGAUUUGUUCCAGUUGAUCUUAUCCAGGCUAGAAUUGAGGACAGAGCAAUGUACACAGCAGCUUGCUUCUUGUUUUUGUAGUAUGGUCAGGCUCUUAGGAAACCCCUAAGAAAUAUGCAGUAUGAAAACAUCAGGAGCAUUGAUGGGUAUGAGUUGGUAUUUCCUAGAUUCUAGUCUUGUUAAGCUCAACUGGGAUAAGUAAUGCUUUUUCUUUCCAAAGUGUAUGCUUGAGAUUGAAAUUCUUUCACACCUGUAAAUUAGCAAGUUGAGUGUAUAUGGCUAAAUGAAACAUAGUGCGCAUUCAGCUGGGUCAGGGGCAUGGUUGUGGAUUUAUUUGUUUUAAUUGUCACGUUUGUGAUCCCAAAAUGUAGUGUAGGUAGCUGUAUUGUGGAAGGCUCCUUUUUUUGUCCAUUGUGGGACCAUUCCAUAAUAGGGCCUCUUGUGUGAUUAUAUUAAUUGGACAAAUGUAAAGAAUGGCUAAUCUGAAAAAAACAAACCAGGUUUCAUCUGAAGCAAUUAAAUGGCUUUGUUGAGAUUUCUGUAUGUGGUAUGCUGCCAAAGAAGUUAAUGUAUGGUAAGGUUUGUAAGCAUUUUGGAGAGUAGUUUCAGAGUUAUGAGCUAUCGGUUAUGAGUUUUAUUAUGCAAAGUCCCAUAUGGAAUGGAAGGGCUGGUCUUUUUGCAUUUAAUGAAGUUGUGCUUAGUGCACGUGCCACUAAAAAGUGAGUAGAUAAUGUUAAUGGGAUAGAACAUUUCCACAGAUUAAUGGUUUCCUGCUGUUACAUAAAAAUGAGAGACCAAACAAAUGUUUAUUUUCCAAGUGGGAGACAUAGAUCUGAUGAUGAUGUUUUAUAGUAAAAUGACUUGUCUGUUAGGCAGAAUGACUAAUGCAGAUGUAAUCUCUUUAAUCUUGUCAAUGAUGUAUUAGACAAAUUGUUCCCACUGUAAUUGUUUUACACUAUAGUCUUUAUUCCUGUUGAUAAGAGACCUCUAAUACCUGUUAUUCUGUAUUUCCACUUUGCACCCUACAGUAACAGCUGCUCGGACUGUUCUCUCUUAUCCUUAGCUGCAAUCUAAACAACUAUAACCACUACCCAUAUCCUGAGUGUUAACAUAAUGAAUGCCUGCUCCUCCAUGUGUUUUCCUGGUGGUGUUACUUUAACAAAAUCUCUUAUUUUGCUCAUCUUGCUGUUAGUGUAUGACUCAUACAACAUCUUUGAGCUGGUUCAAAGUCUUUGAAAAGUUGUCCAUCUCCUAACCAUUCAUCUGUAAAAAAAUAUGUCAGUGUCUUCAUUAGCACACAAAAGAGCAGAGGCUUUUUUUGGGGGGGGAAGGAUAUAUGUGAGUCUUGAGGACAGGAGUGGAAAGAGAUCCUGGGAGGUAAGAGGUACCAUUUUACCUGAGCUGAAGCUUCAGGGUGGUCUUUCAUUGUAAGUAUAUGCAUCAUAGGUACUGCAGAAAGGCUGGAAUGUCUCUCUGACCAUUUGUUUUCU
Messenger RNA from Apus apus (common swift), 2752 nucleotides. It is a transcript of the gene MRPL23, whose product is annotated as mitochondrial ribosomal protein L23. NCBI's taxonomy places the organism in Eukaryota, Metazoa, Chordata, Aves, Apodiformes, Apodidae. Gene Ontology annotation, biological process: mitochondrial translation. Gene Ontology annotation, molecular function: structural constituent of ribosome. The coding region runs from base 76 to 489 and encodes 137 amino acids. Gene Ontology annotation, cellular component: ribosome; mitochondrial large ribosomal subunit. The transcript has 5 exons. The record is from RefSeq and is a predicted model, not a curated record.